Molecule: messenger RNA, 2241 nt
Organism: Struthio camelus australis
Lineage: Eukaryota; Metazoa; Chordata; Aves; Struthioniformes; Struthionidae
Source: RefSeq, a predicted model, not a curated record
AUGGCGACUGAGUUCUUGCGGGUCUUAUCCUUGGAUUACGCCAGUCAAAGGGAUAUGAGCAACCAGGCUGUGAACAGUUCUGAAACAGUUGUUACUGGACCAAAUGAAAGUACGGGAGUUGUAAGAAUCAACCCCGAAAAUGAGCCGCAGAAUGUCCUACCGCAAGCUCCGGCCCCGACGGCCAGACUUCCCCGAUCGCUCUCUAACGACAACAAAAUACUUCCCUCUGAAGAAGCCAAACCAAAUGAUUUUGAGAGAACCAAAGUCGGGAUCUGCAAACUCAGCAGCACCCCAGUGCAAGCCAAUUCCACCCUCCGGAGGGAAUCUAUAGAGACCUUUCCGUACAAGCACGCCCCUGGGGUAGGAACCGCCGGGCAAGCUGCUAUCCCUCACUGCAAAAUUCCCGCUUUGCAAAGCACAGACGGAGACGCUAAUCUAAACCUUGGUAAGAGCACACUGGAGCGAAACAAUGCCAAAGGCGCCUGGGUGACCUUGAGCCAGAGUACCGUGGUGCUGGGCACAGAUGGCAACACUUCUGUUCUUCCUGGCAGAGUCGAGGGGAAGAGUUUGUACCUAUGUUACAAAGGCAGGCGGUUGCCGGCCUGGGGCACCAGCCGGCGGCGGUACGCGUGUGCGUGCACCAGUUACGCCUCCGCGCGCUGCGGCAUUGCAAUGCUGAUCAUCUCUGUUCUAAUAGCCAUAUAUUAUAAUAUUAUUCUGUGCUACACACUUUUCUACCUUUUUGCAUCCUUUGUACCUGUGCUACCUUGGGCUUCCUGUAACAACCCCUGGAACACGCCAGACUGUAAAGACAAAAACAAACUUUUAUUAGAUUCUUGCAUUGUUAGUGACCAUCCAAAAAUACAAAUCAAGAACUCCACUUUCUGUAUGAGUGCCUAUCCAAACUUGACUAUGGUUAACUUCACCAGUGAAGGAAACAAAACAUUUGUCAGUGGAAGUGAAGAAUACUUUAAGUACUUUGUAUUGAAGAUUUCAGCAGGGAUUGAAUAUCCUGGUGAGAUUAGAUGGCCCUUGGCGCUGUCUCUCUUCUUAGCUUGGGUGAUUGUAUAUGCCUCCCUUGCUAAAGGAAUCAAGUCAUCAGGAAAAGUGGUAUACUUUACAGCUACGUUCCCCUAUGUAGUUCUCAUCAUCCUUCUAAUAAGAGGUGUAACCCUGCCAGGAGCUGGAGCUGGAAUCUGGUACUUCAUCACGCCAAAGUGGGAGAAGCUAAUUGAUGCUAUGGUUUGGAAAGAUGCUGCCACACAGAUUUUCUUCUCCUUAUCUGCAGCAUGGGGAGGUUUAAUUACUCUCUCUUCUUACAACAAAUUCCAUAAUAAUUGCUACAGGGACACCUUGAUAGUCACAUGCACCAACAGUGCCACAAGUAUAUUUGCAGGCUUUGUCAUCUUCUCAGUUAUUGGCUUCAUGGCAAAUGAGCUCAAAGUAAAUAUUGAAGCUGUGGCAGACCAAGGUCCUGGAAUUGCUUUCGUCGUUUACCCAGAAGCCUUAACGAGGCUUCCUCUCUCUCCGUUCUGGGCUAUAAUAUUCUUUUUGAUGCUUCUGACGCUUGGAUUAGACACUAUGUUUGCCACUAUUGAGACUAUAGUGACCUCUGUUUCGGAUGAGUUUCCCAAAUACUUACGUACACACAAGGCACUGUUCACUCUCGGGUGCUGCAUUUCCUUUUUCAUCAUGGGAUUUCCUAUGAUCACUCAGGGUGGAAUGUAUAUGUUACAGCUUGUGGACACCUAUGCAGCUUCUUAUUCUCUUGUCAUCAUUGCCAUCUUUGAGCUUGUUGGAGUUUCCUAUAUAUAUGGAUUGCAAAGAUUUUGUGAAGAUAUAGAAAUGAUGAUUGGAUUCCAGCCAAGCAAAUUCUGGAGAGUCUGUUGGGCAUUUGUGACUCCCACUAUUUUAACAUUUAUUCUCUGCUUCAGCUUUUACCAAUGGGAACCGAUGACUUACGGAGCUUACCACUAUCCAGGCUGGUCCAUGGUGCUCGGAUGGCUGAUGCUGGCCUGCUCGGUUAUUUGGAUCCCAAUUAUGUUUGUGAUAAAAAUGCAUCUAGCACCAGGCAAAUUUAUUGAGCGACUCAAGCUGGUGUGUUCUCCACAGCCUGACUGGGGUCCGUUUUUGGCCAAGCACCGCGGUGAACGUUACAUGAACAUGGUUGAUCCACUGGGAACCUCCUCCCUGGGACUUAAGCUGCCAGUGAAGGAUAUAGAACUGGGGACCCAGUGCUAA